AUGACAGCCACCAACGUGGGUUUGACAUGUGCAUCUUGUUUGUGCUUGCCCUCGCAGUGCAACGCCACGUACAACAUCACCAUAACCGGUGCUGCUUUUGCCUCUCCUGAGCUCAGGGGGCAGGACUUGCAGGCCGGAGUGGCAUCUGCCAAGCUGCAGCAGCUCGUCGCUUUAAGCGCCGCAGCUGGCCUGCCGUCUGUCGCGGAGGUCAACAUUUCACAGGUCAAGCUCAUCCCAGCGAUGGCAGAGCUGUCGGACCUUACUGCGCCAACUUCUCUCCUGAUCUUUGACAUGAACUUCGACCUCUGCUCCGUCCCGAUGGUUGCCAUUGACCCUGCGGAUUUUGAGUUCGCCUUUAUCUCAAAGUUGCAGACGUAUGGAGCCUUUGGCGCCGGAACCGGGGCUACGCUGUCCGUCUUGGAGUUUGUGAAUCUAACGGACGCGAGGAGCGGAAGUUCUGGAACGGGCAACGAUACACAGCCUGGACCUUGGACAGGAGGGCAAACUGUCGACGAGCCCGAGACGGACGAUCAGUCUGUGUUCGUUGUUUUCCUGAUCCUUGCCGUUGUCCUGGUCCUCGCUUCGACACUUGCUGUGAGCGCAUGGGCCAAAGCCCGCCGAGCCCGACUCAAGGUCGUGGCGGAUUCAGAGGAAGAGCACAAAGUAGCACAAAGUCCAGAUGUAGACAGGGUUCUGGCACAUGUGGCGUGCGCUUUUGCACCUGCGGACGUGGAAGACGACAAGGUUUUCCGAGAAAGCUGCCUCGAUCUCUCCGAAGGAGACAUCGUAGAAGUUAUUGCAGGCGGCGGUGGAUGGUUCUAUGGGCGUGUCAUUUCAGGCAGUGGAGACAUCACUCGCAUGGGCUACUUCCCUGAAAACCGAGUGUCAUGGAUCGGCAAGAUUCCUCGCGCGGAGGUCGCUUGCGCAGACCAGCAUGCUUUGGUUUUCGUGGAUCAUGGGUUCACCCCGGAAGACGUCGCUGAGUGCGAGAACUUGCGGGAGAACUGCCUGCACCUCGAAGCAGGUGAAAUGGUUGAGGUCUUGGCUGGUGGCUCCGGCUGGCUCUACGGCCAGGUGGCAGGGCAUCCAGAGCGAGCAGGCUACUUUCCAGAGAACCGAGCAACUUGGCUCGGAACUUGCGAGGAGAAUGGUGAAGCAGCGAAGACUGACCGUGGUGUGCUCGUGAAGGUCGUGGAGAACUACUCGCCGGGCAGUCCUGGCGACAAGGAGGAAGAGGUGGCAUUCGCUGAAAGUUGCCUUGCGCUAGCAGAGGGCGAUGUGGUGGAGGUUGCAGCAAGUGGCGGUGGCUGGGUGUAUGGUCGUGUUGUCGGAUCUCCAGAACGCCACGGAUAUUUCCCGGAGACACGUGUGCCGCGAUAA
This is a messenger RNA of Symbiodinium sp. CCMP2456, 1380 nucleotides long. The record is from the annotation of a GenBank genome assembly. Lineage: Eukaryota; Dinophyceae; Suessiales; Symbiodiniaceae.